Molecule: messenger RNA, 249 nt
Organism: Strongylus vulgaris
Lineage: Eukaryota; Metazoa; Nematoda; Chromadorea; Rhabditida; Strongylidae
Source: the annotation of a GenBank genome assembly
AUGAAAGGCGAGAACCAGUUGUGGCCGACGACAGUACGAGAUCGUGUGUCGCUCACUGCCGAUGCCGUGUGUCUUAUGCAGCCCCCGUAUAUGCAAAUUCACUGUAGUAGAAAGCAAUACAUAGCAGGAGAUGAUUAUGAACCGUAUACGAAGGCUGCAGUUCAGCUGACUGCUGAUGGUCGGCUCAAUGUGAUGAACGUUCUGUUAUGUGAUGUGUUCGAUGAUAAGUCUUGCGUCAUUUUGCUUUGA